AUGUUUGUUCCAAGAGCGCUCAGGCUCAAGGGCGUCCGCGAGAAACCGCGGCCCAAGCCUGCCCAAUCUGCCCCCAAAGCACCAGUCACGGGUGACCAAGACGAUGCGCUGGUCGAGGCGAUGCAGAAGACAAGAACCAGCUCACCUACUAACCAGCCAGAACAGACUGACCUCAAAGCUACCAAGCCUGGUCCCAGAUUUACCACCAAGCCUGUCACGCCAGAGUACGUUGGCCAGCUUGCUGCCGGCAUCGAGCUCAUCUUCACCGACUAUGCCCACCAGGAAGAGCAGCGCGCCAAGUGGCUGCAGGACCGUUACAGAACCGUCGAUGGCGAGGAGAAGUACAUCCACCUCACCGCCAUCCUCGAACACCCCAACAUCUCCUCCCUAAAGCCCGAAGCCUCCCAGAUCCUCCUUCAGCAAGCACUCCACGAUCAUCCCUCCGACAUGCUGGAACUCUCGAGCAAUGGCUACCACGUCCGCCGCAAGCCCUCGUCGUAUCCUCCCAAAUACCUACCCCGCCGUUCCUUCGAAGUCACCGAUGACGAGGGCCUAGCAUUCUGGGACCAACGGACAAUCUACGUCGAACCACACCUACGCAACAUCUGCCCUACACCAGCAAAGGUAGCAUACUGGCUUGCGGAGCAUGGCGAGUUGCGGCCCAAGUGGCUACCCAUACAAGCAGUCCAUACACUGUGGAACAGCUGCGCUUUCGUUGUCCUCGGCGGAAGUGUAAUGCACGACGAUGUCUGGCAUAAGUGGCGAGACGCAGACAAGCCUGGGAACUGGAAGAUCAUGACCAAGGUGGAGCAUACCAAACGCACCGCUGAAUACGUUGCGCUACUUGAGGCACAGAACCCUAGAGGAAUGCGCAAAACUAUGGUCAACGACAGCGAGCUGCCUCCAAUCGCGCAACCAGCAGUGCUUCCGAUGGCGUACACAAUCGAAGCUCCUCGUUCCAAGACCGCUCAGCCACCCGUCAAGCAUAAGCGGAAGAGGCGAAAACCAAAGAAGGCCGGCAAACCCGCUGGUGGAGGCGAAGUCGAUGGGGAUGAUGCUGAGGCUGCCCAUGAUGAGCCGAGUGCAAAACGCAGAGGUUGA
Alternaria rosae is the source of this 1101-nucleotide messenger RNA. RefSeq lists its product as uncharacterized. The transcript has 3 exons. Bases 1 to 1101 code for a protein of 366 amino acids. The record is from RefSeq and is a predicted model, not a curated record. NCBI's taxonomy places the organism in Eukaryota, Fungi, Ascomycota, Dothideomycetes, Pleosporales, Pleosporaceae.